AUGUCAACUUCAUCAAGAGACGGUUCAGAAAAACCUUCCAUUCAAUAUUCUGCAUUCCCACAAUCAAGAAAAAAUUUCAUCUUAUUCUUAGUUACAAUGGCUGGGUUCUUGGGUCCAGUUAGUGGUAAUAUCUAUAUCCCAAUAUUACCUCAAUUACAAGAAGUUUUCCAAUGUUCAGAAACUACUAUAAAUGCAACAGUUUCUGUAUUUAUGGCUAUAUUUGCAAUUUCUCCUUUAUUAUGGGCAUCUUGGGCAGAUUUUGGUGGGAGAAAAUUGUUGUAUAUCACUUCGUUGAUUUUUUAUAUUGUCUCAAAUAUUUUACUAGCUGCUAUUCCUCCAAACAUUGGUGCUUUGUUUGUUUUAAGAAUUGUUCAAGCUUUUGGUGCUUCAAGUGUCAUGAGUGUUGGUGCAGGAACUGUUGCUGAUAUUAUUGAACCAAAAAAUCGUGCAAAGGCUAUAAGUUAUUUCAUGUUGGGUCCACAAUUGGGGCCUAUUUUAGGUCCAAUUUUAUCUGUUAUUGCAUCUGGUGGUGAAUGGAGAUGGAUUUUUGGAUUUUUAGCUAUUUAUGGUGGUGUUGUUUAUUUAUUGAUUCUAUUUAUGUUGCCAGAAACUUUACGCUAUCUUGUUGGUAAUGGAGAAGUUUAUAAUUCAUCAACCAAUUCUUUCUCCUCAUGGUUUACAUUUCCAAAGCAUUUCAAACAACCUAAAUUGAUUGAAGAUUCAUCAAGAUUUCCAAAACCUCCAAAACCAAGUUUGAAAAACUAUUAUCACAUUUUGAAAUAUAAACCUGUCUUGUUGUGCUCAAUUAAUGCUGGUUUAUUAUUUGCAACUUUUUAUGGUAUGAGUGUUACAUUUGCUAGAGUUUUACAAGAUAAUUAUGGUUUCAAUUCAUUACAAAGAAGUUUUGCAUAUGUGUGUCCUGGAGUUUCAUUAAUUAGUGGCUCAUUAAUAGGUGGUCGUCUAAGUGAUUAUUUGCGUAAAAGAAUGAUUGCUAAAGAUCCAACACACUAUGUUCCAGAGCAUCGUUUCUCGUUGCAGUUGGUUGGUUUACUCAUAUCAAUGGCUGGGAUCCUUGGCUAUGGUUGGUUGGUUGAUAAACAUGUUCAUGUGGCAUCAGUAUUUGUGUUUACAUUUUUAGGAGGUUUUGGUAUGACUUGGGUUUUCGUCACUACAACAACUUAUUUAACUGAAUGUUCUACAAAGCAACCAGCUACAAAUGUGGCCAUUGGGAAUUUUUUCAGAAAUGCUGCUGCUGCUAUCUCAUCUGUAAUUAUUGAUCAACUUAUUAAAAAGAUGGGAUUUGGCUGGUGUUUUACAGGGUUGGCAUUGAUUGAUUUGAUUGGGAUCGGAUUUGUUGUAAUUUUGAUGAUUUAUGGACCAAAAUGGAGAAGAGAAUGGGAGGAAUCACAAGGGCAUUAA
Messenger RNA from Hansenula anomala, 1419 nucleotides. It is a transcript of the gene DTR1, whose product is annotated as Dtr1p. NCBI's taxonomy places the organism in Eukaryota, Fungi, Ascomycota, Saccharomycetes, Phaffomycetales, Wickerhamomycetaceae. The record is from RefSeq and is a predicted model, not a curated record. Gene Ontology annotation, biological process: amine transport; transmembrane transport. The coding region runs from base 1 to 1419 and encodes 472 amino acids. Gene Ontology annotation, molecular function: amine transmembrane transporter activity. The transcript has 2 exons.